This is a messenger RNA of Bipolaris maydis ATCC 48331, 555 nucleotides long. RefSeq names its product ubiquitin-conjugating enzyme/RWD-like protein. The record is from RefSeq and is a predicted model, not a curated record. NCBI's taxonomy places the organism in Eukaryota, Fungi, Ascomycota, Dothideomycetes, Pleosporales, Pleosporaceae. Gene Ontology annotation, molecular function: ubiquitin conjugating enzyme activity. Gene Ontology annotation, biological process: ubiquitin-dependent protein catabolic process; protein polyubiquitination. Gene Ontology annotation, cellular component: nucleus.
AUGAGUUCGCCAAAGAGACGUAUCGAGACGGAUGUAUCGCCCAGGCUCAUGAGUGACUAUGAAGUAACUCUAGUCAAUGACAACAAGUUCUAUGUCAGAUUCAAGGGUCCGUCGGAAACUCCAUUCGAAGGCGGCCUUUGGAAGAUACACGUCGAACUGCCAGACCAAUAUCCCUACAAGAGCCCCAGUAUCGGUUUCGUCAACAGGAUAUUCCACCCCAAUAUCGAUGAGCUCUCUGGCUCCGUCUGCCUGGACGUCAUCAACCAAACCUGGUCACCAAUGUACGACAUGAUCAACAUCUUCGAAGUCUUUCUCCCCCAACUCCUUCGAUAUCCCAACCCGACCGAUCCUCUGAACGGAGAAGCUGCUGCUCUUCUCAUGAGGGAACCUAAGAGCUACGACGCCAAAGUCAAAGAGUACGUACAAAAGUACGCUAGCAAAGAUACAGCCGAGGACUCUGACAAAGAUGAUGGCGAUGAUGACGAGAUGAGCUCAGUCGGCAGCUACGAGUCUGGCGAUGAAGAUGGAGCUGCAGGCAAUAUGGAUGACAUUUAG